Molecule: messenger RNA, 523 nt
Organism: Periconia digitata
Lineage: Eukaryota; Fungi; Ascomycota; Dothideomycetes; Pleosporales; Periconiaceae
Source: the annotation of a GenBank genome assembly
UCCUGCCGGUAUCGUUUGUAUGUAGGCUUCGUAGAUUCGUCCAACUGCCUGGCUGCUUGCUUGCCUGACUGCGUAUCCUAUCGUCGUCGUCGUCGUUGUUGGUUGUUAAACAAGUCCCUUCUUUUCCCUUUCCCUCUCUCCACUCUUUUCUUUCCUUCCUCCCUUCUUUCUUCUCCCUAAAACCUCUCUUUUCUUAUAGAGGAGAAGGGAAAAAGAGGAGUAUACUGCUUAUAUCCUCGUCCACCUAAAAAGAAAAGAGAGACUAAUACUCUUCUCCCGUUCCCCUCUAGCUGCCUACGUCUUCUCUAUGUCCUUUGCUAAACAGAUAUAUAUAUAUAUCUACCAACUCCCUAGUUUAGCUUCCAACAAACCCUUCUUCUCUUUUCUUCCUUCCCUCUUUACAAGACAGCAACUGUUUCCUUUUUUCCUUUCCCUCUCUAAAUCUUCCACUCUUAUAUAUAACACAAAAAAAAAAGGCUCUUGUCAGCCAGCCGUCGCAGCGCAGUCCCGUUUCGUUUUCUAG